Ruditapes philippinarum (Manila clam) is the source of this 11480-nucleotide messenger RNA. RefSeq lists its product as uncharacterized. The record is from RefSeq and is a predicted model, not a curated record. NCBI's taxonomy places the organism in Eukaryota, Metazoa, Mollusca, Bivalvia, Venerida, Veneridae. Gene Ontology annotation, biological process: telomere maintenance; DNA repair. Gene Ontology annotation, molecular function: DNA helicase activity. The coding region runs from base 2839 to 10620 and encodes 2593 amino acids. The transcript is spliced from 2 exons.
CACUUGUCCGUCCGUCCGUCAAUCCGCACUCACAGGAGAGUAAUUAUGUGGCUAGAGGGACAAUAGGUUCUCUUUGAUGUCAUUCAUUCCAUAAUGUUUUUAUGUGGCUAUUUUCUUUUGCGUGGCUAAAAGAACAAUAGAGAGAACAAUAGAGUAGCCACAUAAUUACUAUCCUGUGAGAACGUCCGUCCGUCCGUCCGUACGUCCCGAAAUCUUGUGAAUGCAACUCCUCUUAAACCGGAUGGCAGAUUUUGCUUAAACUUACAGGGAUGAACAACCUUAAUGUGUAGAUGGUAGUAAAGGUAGGAAUUUUCGCUGCGACCAAAUUUAACAGAAUUAUGGCCCUUUGUUGAUUUUUUCAUUAGAUACUAUGUAGAAAUUUUGUGAACGCAACUCCUCUUAAACCGGAUGGCAGAAUUUGCUUAAACUUACAGGGAUGAAUAACCUUAAUGUGUAGAUGGUAGUAAAGGAAGGAAUUUUUGCUGCAACCAAAUUUAAUAGAAUUAUGGCCCUUUGUUGAUUUUUUCACUAGAUACUAUGUAGAAAUUUUGUGAACGCAACUCCUCUUAAACCGGAUGGCAGAAUUUGCUUAAACUUACAGGGAUGAAUAACCUUAAUGUGUAGAUGGUAGUAAAGGAAGGAAUUUUUGCUGCAACCAAAUUUAAUAGAAUUAUGGCCCUUUGUUGAUUUUUUCACUAUAUACUAUGUAAAAAUUUUGUGAACGCAACUCCUCUUAAACCGGAUGGCAGAUUUUGCUUAAACUUACAGGAAUGAACAACCUUAAUGUGUAGAUGGUAGUAAGGGAAGGAAUUUUUGCUGCGACCAAAUUUAACAUAAUUAUGGCCCUUUUUUAGCUCACCUGUCACAAAGUGACAGGGUGAGCUUUUGUGAUCGCUUUUCGUCCGGCGUCCGUCCGUCCGUCCGUCGUCCGUCCGUCGUCCGUAAACUUUUACUUUAAACGACAUCUCCUCAUAAACCGCUGAGCCAAUUUCAUUCAAACUUCACAGGAAUGUUCCUUUGAUGGUCACCUUUAAAAAUUGUUCAAAGAAUUUAAUUCCAUGCAGAACUCUGGUUGCCAUGGCAACCAAAAGAAAAAACUUCAAAAAUCUUCUUUUAAAAAACCAAAGAAGCUACAGCUUAGAUAUUUGGCAUGAACCAUCUUCUAGUGAGUGUCUACCAAGUUUGUUGAAAUAAAAGCCCUGGGGUCAAAAUUGGCCCCGCCCCAGGGGGGGUCAUUGUUUUUCCAUAUAUGUAUAUAGUAAAAACUUUAAAAUCUUCUUUUAAAGAACCCAAAGAGCUAGAGCUAAGAUAUUUUGCAUGAACCAUCUUCUAGUGAGUGUUUACCAAGUUUGUUGAAAUAAAAGCCCUGGGGUCAAAAUUGACCUUGCCCCAGGGGGGGGGGGGGUCAUUGUUUUUCCAUAUAUGUAUAUAGUAAAAACUUAAAAAUCUUCUUAUAAAGAACCAAAAUAGCUAGAGCUGUGAUAUUUGGCAUGAAACAUCUUCUAGUGAGUGUCUACCAAGUUUAUUCAAAUAAAAGCCCUGGAGUCAAAAUUGGCCCCGCCCCAGGGGGGUCAUUGUUUUUCCAUAUAUGUAUAUAGUAAAAACUUAAAAAUCUUCUUUUAAAAAACCCAAAGAGCUAGAGCUACGAUAUUUAGCAUGAAACAUGUUCUAAUGGAUGUCUACCAAGUUUGUUUAAAUAAAUGUCCUAGGUUUAAAAUUGGCCCUGCCCCAGGGGGGUCAUUGUUUUUCCAUGUAUGUAUAAAGUAAAAAUUUUAAAAAUCUUCUUUUAAAAAAAUAAAGAGCUAGAGCUUAGAUAUUUAGCAUGAAACAUCUUCUAAUGGGUGUCUACCAAGUUUGUGUAAAUUAAUGUCCUAGGGUUAAAGUUUGCCCCGCCGAGGGGCGGGGGGUCAUUGAUUUCCCUACAUGUAUGUAGUAAACUCUGUUAUUCACCAAAAUGAAAUGAUUUUAUUUGAUCUUGUUUGUUUUUAUAUUUGCAUAGCGAUACAGAACAGUACAGUGAUAUUGAACGGCAUAUUUAUUAGUGCAUAUUCCAUUAAACUAAAUGAAAAGAGACCAACCUUACCAAAAAAUGUGCCAUUGAUGAAAUUCUAUUUGAUAAUUAUAAAUUUCAUUUUUAUAAUCAUAAAUUUAUUCUUACAUUAUUUGUUUAUAUUUACUCCUUUCAUGCUUAGUUGAUCAGAUUUGAUCCUAAAUUAUUUCAUCAGUGAGUUAAGAGGGUCUCUUACAUACUGGAAUGUUACCACCUGGCUGACCAUGCUUGUGCUUAUUUUAUCUUUGUUAUACAAUUUCCUUCUGAUUUAAGUAAAAAUGUAAAGUAAAAUAAAUAUUUAUUACUUUUGCUCCUGUUUUUAGAAAAAAGAGUUUUACAUACAUGUAUGAAGGUGCAUUUAAAGGAACAAUUGUGAUAGAUAUUAUUUAAAUAAAGUUUAUAAAUUGUAUAUCUUAAACAAGUAUCUUGUGUGUCUUCUGUGCCAGGUGGGUAUAAUAUAUUAUAUUUUUCAUAGUAUCGUCCCAUUGGACACAAACAUUUAUAGAAGAGACUAUUUGAAAGAUAGCUACAGAUAAACAAUAUUUAUUGUGAAAUAACAUUGUGAUAUUUAACAGAGACAGCAUAUUUGUGAUUCUGGAUUGUGCUUGUGACGUGUAAUACAUUGUUAACUUAAUAGUGCCUGUGACACUUAAUAGUGCUUGUGACACUUAAUACUUUGUGACAUCAAGUUGUGACACUUCAGUGUUUCUGAAACUUUAAAGUGCUUCUGCCACAGCGUUGUUUGAGAACUGCUCCAGUGAUAGCCUUCCAGCAUAAGAAAGUUAGACAUGCCACUUAGUAAAGCAUGGAAGAAGGCAAAGGCCAGGAGGGCAGUAUUGGUGAAUAGGGAGCAGAUGUUGGCAGAAGAUCCGGAUGUAGUCCCUGUCAUAAGUCCGGUCAUCGUGCCGGCAGACAGGGCCCCAUCAGCACCUGUCAUAGGUCCGGUCAUCGUGCCGGCAGACAUGGUCGCUGGGGCAACUGAUGUAGGUCCGUUCAAUGUGACGGCAUUCAGAGCCCAAAAAGCACCUGAUGUAGGUCUGGUCAACGCACCAGCAUUCAGGGCGCUUGAAAGUCCGUUCAUCUGUACGGCAAACGAAAGUCCGUUCAUCAGUACGGCAAACACAAACAAAACAAAUGCUAUAUAUUCCGAAAUGGAACAAAUAUUAUCUCAGAAUUCAAAUUUGAAUCAAAGAGUAUGCAAUACAUCUUCUGCAAUGCAAAAAGAUCAAGGAAAAAUUGUGGGUCAGUCCUGUGAGACCUAUUGCACUGGUAUGCCCUUCAGUUGCUUGUCCUUAGUAUUUGGUUCUUUCAGUCAAGCAAAUAAUAGAUUUUCUAUUCAAACUAGAGGUAGUCAAUGCACUAUUAACUCAUUAUGUGCUUUAAUAUAUUCAAAAUAUUCUGAUUUGAUAACAACAGAAAAUAUUGAUGAGGUACUAAACAUUGGAGAUAUGCUGUACAGGGAUGUUGUUAAUAAUUUAAAACAACUUGGUAAAUUUAAGCACCGAUUGUUAAGUCUUGACGAAAUGCCUGAUCAAGUAAAUGUUUUGUCCAAAGUGGUAGAAAUAAGAAAAGGAAACAUUGUAUCAGGAAUGACAAUUCAGCAUUUUGGAGAUACAGACUUGCCAACUUUACAUCAAGCCUUGCAUGAAGCAUUUCAGAGUGCACACCACGCAUUGGUCAUGAUAGGAUCAAUUUGUUCUGCUGUGUUUCUUAAAGAUGAAGAGUUUUGGCUGUUUGAUUCACAUUCACAUGGAGAAUAUGGACUGUCAAAUGUUGAUGGAAAGUCUGUUUUGAUGUCCUUUGAUAAACUUGAAGACCUUGUGACAUUUAUGUAUGCUAUGUAUGAAAGUGCAAAUAUUGAUAUAAUGAGUCAAUAUGAAAUAUUGCCUUUGAAUUUUAGUGUAGUUAAAUGCAAUUCACAAUAUCAUAAUAUGUACAUUAAAGAUCAGCAGAAAAUAUCUGAUAACAGUAAAACUGAAGCUGAUGAUCUUUGGCAAACAGUUUCUUACAAAAAGCAAAAGAAAUUCAGUAACAUUUCUGUCAUGCCAAGUAAUGAACAAUCAUGUGAAGUAGUAAAAAAAAGCAUUAAGCAACAGUCUGUUUACCAUAAAGUAAAAGAAAAUACAUAUAGUUAUCCUGCAGUUGGGCUUAAGACAAAAAUGAAAAAUGAUACAAUACUUAUUGGGAAGUACUUUAAACACCAAUACCAAAAACAGCAACAGAAGGAUAAAAAAGGAGAAAGUGAUAGAAAAGCCUACAUGAGACUGUACAUGCAAAAGCGAAGGCAAAGUGAUCAAUUCAAAGUAAAAGAUAAAGAAUUCACAUUAAGGUCAAAACGAAAGGCAAGAUUAGAUCCACUUAAACUAGAACAAGAGAAAAUAGCAAAACAAGAAUGUCGAAAAUGUCCUGAAUUCAAAAAUAAAGAAGUUAAGAUACAAAAUAAAUCGAAACGAAAGGCAAGGUCAGACGAAGAAUUCAAGCAUAAAGAAAUAGAGAUACAGAAUAAGUCCAAAAAAAAGGCGAGGUUUGAUCCACUUAUACUAGAGCAAGAGAAAAAAGCAAAACAAGAAUCUCGAAAAUGUCCUGAAUUCAAGCAUAAAGAAAUUGAGAUACAAAAUAAAUCAAAACGAAAGGCAAGGUUAGACGAAGAAUUCAAGCAUAAAGAAAUUGAGAUACAAAAUAAAUCAAAACGAAAGGCAAGGUCAGACGAAGAAUUCAAGCAUAAAGAAAUUGAGAUACAAAAUAAAUCAAAACGAAAGGCAAGGUCAGACGAAGAAUUCAAGCAUAAAGAAAUUGAGAUACAAAAUAAAUCAAAACGAAAGGCAAGGUCAGACGAAGAAUUCAAGCAUAAAGAAAUUGAGAUACAAAAUAAAUCAAAACGAAAGGCAAGGUCAAACGAAGAAUUCAAGCAUAAAGAAAUUGAGAUACAAAAUAAAUCAAAACAAAAGGCCCGAUCGAAUGAAGCAUUCAAACAAAAAGAAACUGAUGUACAGAAUAAAUCAAAACGAAAGGCAAGGUUAAAUCCAUACAUAUUAGAAAAAGAAAGAGUUGCUAAGCAACAGCGGAGAUUAGAUGAAAGAAACAAAAGCAAAGAAAAAAUACUAGAUUGUAAAAGAAAAUCUGAAAAACGUAAAAAUCCAUUAUUUUUAGAAGCAGAAAAGAUAACUGCAAAACGAAACAAAAGUGGUAAUGAUAUUGAAGUGUGUAUUGCGAAGUUCCAUCAAAACAUACAAGAAGGUCCCAUCUAUGUUUGUAGUUCAUGCCACCAGACAUGGUUUAAGGAAUCUGUAUCAGAUGUUCUUACUUUGACUUCUAAAGACAAAAAUAAGUACUUAACUGGUCUAAAGUCAGUAGAUGAUAAAGAAUGGAUAUGUGCUACAUGUAAGCAUAAUAUUAAAAAAGGGAGAUUACCUGCAUUGUCAGUUUUAAAUGGAAUGGAGUGGCCAACAAAACCAAAAGAAUUGGAUCUGUUUCCUCUGGAAGAACGUUUAAUAGCCUUGCGCAUUCCAUUUAUGCAAAUUAGAGAACUACCAAGGGGGCGUCAGUUAUCUAUAAAAGGGAAUGUUGUUAAUGUUCCAGUUGAUAUCCAACCAGUUGUUAACACUCUACCAAGACCCAUGAAUGAAAACAUUACUGUAGCUGUGAAAUUAAAGAAAAAGAUGUCUUUUCAGUCUUGUGCAUUUUCUGAAAAUGUUCGGCCACUUCGAGUACUUGUUGCUUUACAUUGGUUGAUGAACAAAAGCAAUCUUUAUAAAAAUGCAAAUAUUAACAUUGAUGAGCAGUGGAUUAAGGAUGUAACAGAAAACUGUAAUGAAGUCAUAAAUGAAUUUUUUGAGUCAAAAGUAACAUCUGAAAUUGUGCCGGAGUGUGACACUGAUGAUAAUAGAGAUGCAUAUAAUGAUUCUCAUUGUUCCAGUGAUAAUGUGUCCAAAACAUUGCACAAAUAUUUUGAGGAAAAUAUUAAGCUAUAUAAAACACUGGGCACUGUUGACUUUGAAGACUGUGUUAGUGAAGUUAUUGACUGUGCAAAAAUAAAAAAUACCGAAAAUAAAAUUUUGCAUUCAGUAGUAGAAGAUUUAUAUGACUCUGAUGCUGAAGAAGUUUUAAAUGAAAAUGUUGGAAAUAUUGACACUCUUUUAGAUGAUGCAGAUAUUGAAAACAGACAUGCUACUUUUACAUUUGCACCUGGUGAGGGUCAGCAACCACUUAGUAUUUUCCAAGAUAAAGAUUCAGAGUAUCUGUGUUUUCCUAGCAUAUUUUGCGGUCAAAGGCGUAUUGAUAAUGAACAAAGAAAAGUACCAGUUCAUUAUGGUGACAUUGCCAAGUGGGAACUUCGAAGUCAAGAUAGACGUGCAGCAAACAGUGUGCCUAACAUAUUUUUUAAAUUAAAAAAAAUACAGAUGAAACAAUUAAAUGACAAGUCAAAUUUAGCUGUUAGAAGAAUUCAGACUGGUACAAACAAAUUAACUGCUGCCCAGGCAAGAAAUGGUGAAUGCAUGGAUACAAUUGUAAAAAAUGAUCAAGGUUACUAUUUGUUCAAACAGCUGAGAAACAGUCCAGCUUACUUAGAAUCCAGAAAGAAAGAUGUUUAUGCAAUGCUAAGACAGUUAGGUAUACCAACUUGGUUUAUGUCCUUGUCUUCUGCUGAUACCAGAUGGACAGAUCUUCUUAAAAUCCUUGCAAAUCUAAAUGAAAAAGAUAAGUACAGUGAUGAACAAAUAGAAAACCUCACUUGGGAACAAAAAAUAAAAUUGAUUCAGUCAGAUCCAGUUACUUGUUCUAGGUUUUUUGACCAUAGAGUUCAGAAUUUUAUAAAUACUGUUCUUAAAAGUGAUCAUAAACCAUUAGGUAAAGUGACAGAUUAUUUUUAUAGAGUUGAAUUCCAACAACGUGGAUCUCCACAUAUUCAUAUGAUUGUGUGGGUAGAAAAUGCUCCAAAAUUAAAUGUAGACUCAAUUGAAGAGAUAGCAGCAUAUGUGGACCAGUACUUAAAAUGUUCAGUUAACAAUGAAUUUGUAGGGGCCUUGGUAGACAUCCAAAUCCAUAAACAUUCAAGAACGUGUAGAAAAAAACAAGAUCGUAUAUGCCGUUUUGGUUAUCCAUUACCACCUCUGCAAAAAACAAUGGUGUUAUUUCCACUUGAAAAUGACAAGGAGAAAUAUCUCAAACAAUAUGAAAAAAUUCAGAAAAAAAUGAAUGAUGAGAAACAUGGAUAUAAUAUGUCUUUUGAGAAUUUUUUGUCAGAUAUUGUACAGAUGAAUGAGGAUGAUUACAUUAAAUGCAUUAGAAGUUCAUUAAAUUCUCCCAAGGUGUUUUUGAAAAGAAAUCCAAAUGAGAUACGUGUAAAUUUAUACAAUGAUGUAGUAUUGAAAGCAUGGAAAGCAAACACUGACAUACAAUUUGUUUUGGAUCCAUAUGCUUGUGCCAUGUAUAUUGUUUCAUAUAUAAGUAAAUCACAACGUGGUAUGAGUAAUCUUAUGUAUGCUGCUGCAAAGGAAGCAAGAAAUGGCAACCUAGAUAUAAAAAGGCAAGUAAGACACAUUGGCAAUGUGUUUUCGAACAGUGUUGAAGUGAGUGCACAGGAAGCUGUCUAUCUAGUUUUGCAAAUGCCCUUGACCAGAAGUACAAGAGAUGUUGUAUUCAUAAACACUUCUGUACCAAACCAAAGAGUACAAUUGUUAAAACCCAAGUCUGAUCUUGAUGAGUUGCCUGCAGACUCAACUGAUAUCAUGUCAGAUAAUGUGAUAAAAAGAUAUUCAAAACGUCCAAAGGCUCUAGAUAAAUAUUGCUUAGCUGAUUAUGUGUCACAAUUAGAAGUGGUUUACCCAGAUGAUAAAAAAGAUAUAGGUUAUUCAGAACAAAAUGAUGAUGAAAAUAUUGCUGGAAUGUCAGAUGAUGAAUAUUUUGAUGAUUGCCAAAACAUUUGUAUACUGAAAAGUGGUAUAAAAAUCAGAAGACGCCGUAAUUCAAAAAUCAUAAGGUAUGUAAGAUUUAAUAAAAAAACAGAUGAAGAAAACUAUUAUAGAGAAAAACUACUUCUUUUUUAUCCAUGGAGAAAUGAAGAAAAAGAUUUACUUGGACAUUUUGCAACAUACAAAGAACAGUAUGAAUCGGUCCAAAAUGCUGUAAAUGAAAAAUGUGCAUGUUAUGAACAUCAUAUUGAUGAGUUAGAAUUAGCAAGAAAUAUGGCUGAAGCAGAAUAUAAUGCAUAUGAUGAAAUCGCUCCUGGAACUCAGGAAGAAGAAGCAGAAACUGCUGAAGAAGAACCAGUAGAGUCAGAAACAUUUAUAUAUUUCAAUCCUGAUAGAGUUACUGAACAAAGAGAAUAUGAUAUUGGCAUAGAAAUUGGAUGUUCCAUUUCAUCUGCACAAAUCAGUUCUAAUGAAAAUAUUUUACCAGAUGAAGAGUACAGAGCUCUUCUGCGUUCGUUGAACUCAAAACAGAAAGAGUUUUACAAUCAUGUUGUUCACUGGAUAAAAACAAAAGAUGCACCUUUAUAUACAUUUCUUUCUGGUGGUGCUGGUGUUGGUAAAAGUGUUGUUAUAAGAGCAUUGUAUCAAACACUAUAUAGAAUGCUUAAUUUGAAAGAAGGAGAAAAUACUGAUGAUAUAAGGGUACUCUUGUGUGCAUAUACUGGAAAAGCAGCUUUCAAUAUAAACGGCUCUACUAUUUCGUCCGCAUUUAAACAGAAAUACAAACAGUCUGACCAAACAUUAACAUGUGACAGCUUAAAUACAUUCAGAUCCAAAUAUCGAGAUUUAUCUGUUGUCAUAAUUGAUGAAAUUUCAAUGGUUAGUAAUACUAUGAUGAGUUUCAUAAAUCAGAGACUUCAAGAAUUAAAAGGUACUCGCAAACCAUUUGGAGGUGUAAGCAUUAUCGCAGUGGGAGAUUUAUUCCAAUUAAAACCUAUAAAUGGUGGUUGGAUAUUUAAUGAUUUAAGUCGUGAUGCUGCAUCUUUGUCCAUGAACUUAUGGAAAGAACUGUUUGUUAUGUAUGAGUUGUCAGAAGUAAUGAGACAAAAGGAUGAUUUACCAUUUGCAGACUUAUUAAACAGGCUGAGAAUUAACUCACUGACAACAGAAGAUAAAAUGGUCCUUAAAGGUUGUGAAGUUGAAUCCAGUGCUAAGAAUUAUCAAGUUAACUCCCCACAUCUAUUUGCUGAAAAUUAUUACAUGCAUAUUUUCAAUGACACACUUCUAAACAGUUCAAACAAUCAAAAAGUGUCCAUUCUUUGUCAUGAUUCUGUUGUUUCACCAAAAUUGUCAAAGGAUAAACAAGAAGAGGCUAUCAAAAGAUUGCCCACAGAUCCAAACAGAACUGCUAAUCUUCAUUGUUCAUUGGAUAUUGUUGUAGGAAUGUUGUAUGAUUUAACAGUCAAUACAAAUACUGAAGAUGGACUUGCAAAUGGUGCAUCAUGUGUUGUAAAGUUCAUAGAGUAUAAACUGAAGGAAACACAACGUCCUAGUAUCAUAUGGGUACAAUUUGUGGAUUUGAAAGCUGGUUGUGGAACUAGAUUAAAAUAUAAAAAUCGAGGCUUUUAUCACACACAAAUAAAUGAAAAUUGGACACCAACAUUUGAUAUCACAAGGACCUUCACAUAUAACAAAAAAACUUUUGAAAGAAUCCAGUUUCCAUUACAACCUUCUGCUGGGAGAUCAGUUCAUAGAGCACAAGGAACAACACUUGAUAGUGUUGUGAUUGACCUAUCCCAAAGAAAAACACGAAAAGUUCCUCACCUUCAUUAUGUUGCAUUAAGUAGAGUAAGGUCUUUAGAAAAGCUUCAAAUUCUCAAUUUUAAUGAACAGGCUUUACAAGUUGAUGAACAAGUUAAAACAGAAAUGGAGAGAUUGCUUAAAGAUGCUUCUCUAGAAUUGUGUUAUGUCCCCUUGGAAUCUAUACAUGUAUUUUCAAAUAUGGAUUUUAAAAUUGCAUUCAACAAUUGUAGGUCAUUAAACAAGCAUUUCAUUGAUGUGAAACAUGACCAGGGAUUGUUGUCUUGUGAUAUUAUUGGAUUGGCAGAAACUAGAUUACAUGAAAAUGAUAAUGAUUCUUCCUAUCAGAUACAGGGAUACCAUUUAAUACGCAAUGACCAGUGUACUACAUCAACAUCUGAAAGACCUCCGCAUGGGUUACUUAUUUAUGUCAAAGAUGAUGUAUUAAUAAAAUCUGCAGACAGCUUUAGCUCCAAGAAUUUUGAAUUUGUUCUUCUGAAUGUUGCAAGAGAAUUAAGUGAAAUGCAAGUUGUGGUAUUGUAUAAAUCACCAAAAAUGUCUGAUUCUGCUUUUCGCACUGUGCUGACAGAAAAACUCAUUCCACAUUUGGUACCUCAAAAGCCUUUGGUUAUUCUAGGUGACUUUAAUAUUGAUGUUUUAAAGUAUCAUAGGGGUGUUUUGCAGUAUUUGUAUGAUAAGCUUAACUGUAGAUUACGUCUUAAUGAACCUACAACUGAUAAUCUAUCAGCAUUAGACUUGAUAAUAACAAAUAUUGAUGCCACUGUGGGUACAGUAGAAACUUACUGGUCAGAUCACAAGAUUAUCUACUGCCGUACUGAAAGAAUCUCUACACAAUAAAAUCUGUUGCGAGCCUUACUUACCAGUUCUUCUUAAAAAAUUUACCACUGGUGCGAGCCCAGAAAACAGCCAUUGCAUCACUUACCAGUUCUUCUUAAAAAAUUUACCCUCUUAAAACUUAAAGAUAUGUAACGUUAUAGUUUAAAUUUUAACCUUCACCUUAUAACCUACUUCCUGUCAGAAGAUGUAUUCAGGGCCAUCAUGACCCUCUUGUUUAAUUUUGAUUUGCCACAUGAACUCACAUAACCAUUUGUCAACAUAUUAUGACAACAAGAACUAGUGCAGAUUUCAAACUAAUAGGUCAAAUAGGUUCAGAAACUAAGUCACCUGAUCAGAGCUUUGGGAAACCUUUUUAAAACUGAGAUCACCUUUUACCCACUUCAAUUGAAUGUAGAAUGUCAAAAAGCUAGAGUUUAGAUAUUAAGCACGAAGCAUCUUCUAGUGAGUGUCUACAAAGUUUGUUCAAAUAAAAGCCUUGGGGUCAAAAUUGGCCCAGCCCUGGUGACAUUGAUUUUCCUUAUAUGUGUAUAGCAAAAACUUAAAAAUCUUCUUUGAAAAAACCCGAAUAGCUAGAGUUUAGCUAUUAAGCAUGAAACAUUUUCUAGCAAGUGUCUACAAAGAUUGUUCAAAUAAAAGCCCUUUGGUGAAAACUGGCCCUGCCCCAGGUGUGUCAUUGUUUUUAACUAUAUGUGUAAAGAAAAAACUUGACCAGCUAGACCUUAGAUGUUUAGCAUGAAACAUCUUCUAAUGGGUGUCUACCAAGUUUGUUCAAAUAAAAGCCCUGGGGUUUAAACUGGCCCCGCUCCGGGGGCCUUUAUACAGGUGAGCGACUUCAGGGCCAUCAUGGCCCUCUUGUUAUU